This is a messenger RNA of Protomyces lactucae-debilis, 915 nucleotides long. Its product is annotated as peptidase C14, caspase domain-containing protein. The record is from RefSeq and is a predicted model, not a curated record. The coding region runs from base 1 to 915 and encodes 304 amino acids. Gene Ontology annotation, molecular function: cysteine-type endopeptidase activity. The transcript has 2 exons. Lineage: Eukaryota; Fungi; Ascomycota; Taphrinomycetes; Taphrinales; Protomycetaceae. Gene Ontology annotation, biological process: proteolysis.
AUGCAGUAUGUGCCAUCUGAUCUGUCGGGUCAAAAGAAAGCCUUGUUGAUUGGCAUCAACUAUUUCGGCACAGACGGCGAGCUCAACGGAUGCAUCAAUGAUGUGCACAACAUGGCGGAAUUCCUCAUUGAACGUUAUGGCUUUUCGGCUGACCAGAUGGUCGUUUUGACGGACGACCAGACCAACGAGAAGGGUCAGCCAACGCGUGAAAACAUCCUGACUGCAAUGCGAUGGCUGGUGGGUGGUGCCAAGCCGGGUGAUGACCUGUUCCUCUCCUAUUCUGGCCACGGCGGAAGUCAAGAGGAUGAAGAUGGCGAUGAGGAUGAUGGCAACGACGAGACCAUGUGUCCUGUGGAUUACCAGGAGAAUGGUCAAAUUGUCGAUGACGAGAUCCACAGUAUCUGUGUCAGGCCCUUGCCUGCAGGCUGUCGCUUGACUGCUCUCUUUGAUUGUUGCCACUCUGGCAGUAUCAUGGACUUGCCAUACCUCUACUCCCCCAAGGGUGUCAUCUCCGAGCCAAAUUUCAUGAAGAAUGCCGGCGAAGAUUUGAUCAAGCUCGGUCAGCAGCUCAAGAAGGGCAAUACGGAAGGUGCCGAUACGCAGAAAUUGCUUGCUGCCAUCUCGCAAGCCAAUGGUCAAGGCGACGCCGUCAAGGCUUCCAAAACGUCAGCUGCAGAUGUCAUCUGCUUUACGGGAUGCAAGGACGAUCAAACCUCAGCAGAUGCAACGAUCUGUGAUCAGGCACAAGGCGCAUUGACGUAUGCGUUCAAAAAUGCCUUGCUCAAGGAACCCAACCAGUCCUUCCUGGAGCUCCUCAACAAUCUGCGUCGCGAGAUGAAGGAGGGCGAGUUUACGCAGAUUCCACAAAUGUCGGCGUGUCACCCAAUCAAUAUGAAUGUCGCCUUUACCAUGUAG